AUGCCGGGCUCGAGCAAAGCGGAGUGGCUGGAGAAGGCCCUCAAAGCGAUGCCUGGCAAGGCGAAGGUGCAGGAUGUCUUCAACAUUAUCACCCAUCCGAAGUUCUCGUCUGGAGUUGCCGAGAAGUACGGCAAGCGGAUGCUUCAAACUGUCGCAGAGAGCAUGGACCUGUUCUCUGACAAGCAGCGCAUCACUUUGUCCAGGUGCAAGCUGGUGGAGCUGUUUCAGCUUGGGGGUGCCGGAGAGGCCAAAGACGAUGACUCGGGGGACGAGACGCCGCCUGAGGCCCCGAAGAUGCCGAAGCGCAGAAAGAGGAGCCGUUCCCGCUCGCAAAAGCGGAGGUCCCCAAGCCCUGCCAAGAAGCCCGCGAAGCAGAGUGCUGUAUCGCCCAGCAGAGGUGUUGUUUGCGCUACCGCAUGGGGAAGGGGGACAAAGAUUGCAUACGUUUCCUUGAUGUGGAUCUUGACUGGAAAGAGAGAUACAGGAAGCAGGAGGAGGAAAAGAGGCGAGCUGAAGUCGAAAAGAAGGCACAGCAAGACCGCGAAGCGAAGAGGAAGGCCAAACUUGGUGCGGCCUUUCAGCUGGAGGACGAGGAUGACGCAGCGAAUGCGAGAGCUCAGCUUGCAAGCAAGCUCAGCGGACGCAAGGAGGAGCUUCCCUCACUGGCCAUGGCUCGAGCUUCCGCGGGCAAUGGGCGGAGACAAGCUCCUUCAGGAGGCAGGGGGAUGA
Symbiodinium sp. CCMP2456 is the source of this 729-nucleotide messenger RNA. Lineage: Eukaryota; Dinophyceae; Suessiales; Symbiodiniaceae. The record is from the annotation of a GenBank genome assembly.